Molecule: messenger RNA, 375 nt
Organism: Exophiala dermatitidis NIH/UT8656
Lineage: Eukaryota; Fungi; Ascomycota; Eurotiomycetes; Chaetothyriales; Herpotrichiellaceae
Product: dihydrodipicolinate synthetase
Exons: 2
Coding region: 1-375 (124 amino acids)
Biological process (GO): N-acetylneuraminate catabolic process
Cellular component (GO): cytosol
Molecular function (GO): N-acetylneuraminate lyase activity
Source: RefSeq, a predicted model, not a curated record
AUGACCAUCGCAGAGCGCAAACAACUGAUCGAGCUUUGCGUGCAGAAUGCUGCCGGCCGAGGACCAGUGGUUGCUGGGACUGGUGCAACUUCGACACAGGACGCCAUUGAGCUUGCUGAGCACGCUGCAAAGGCCGGCGCCGCAGCACUGAUGGUGGUUCCCCCGAUUUACGACCCUGUCAACUACGAGCAAUGCAAGGAACUCAUCGGCCUGAAACUCACUCCUCCACAAAUUGCCAGCCUCUCUUCAGUCGGCGUCAAGUACUUGAAAGACUCGUCAGGCGAUGUGGUACCGUUUACCGAGCUCGUUUUCAGUUUGCACGACCAGAUCACCGCGCUGAAUGGUGCCGAUAAGUUGACUUCUAUGGCAUUGUGA